CACACACACACACACACGCUCUGAUUUGCAGGGGCUACCUAGGUCCAUGGCCUUUCUCUUUAUUCGAGCGGGAGUAGGGAAUAGUGUUAUGUGAUAUUUAAAAUCACCUGGGUCUUUAACCCAGGGAUGUUACAAAAGGUGCACAUUUACCCACACCUCGCCUGUGUUCCCCUACCCCUGUCCCGCAGGUGACCGCCUGGCGGGCGCGGUGGCAGGCGGCAGGACGGGAGGGCGCGCAGAGAAACCGAGGCAGCAGCUGCAGGAGCGCCCGCCGGCGGGCAGUUUCACUUCCUGCGGGCCAGCAGCGCCCUUGGUCGGCGCUUCCGGACUGAGGUUCGCGGUCCCGCGGUCCUGUCCCAGGUCCCCGCUGCCGUCCCGCCUCACUCACCGCCGCGAUGCUGCCAGCUGCGCUGGAGCCCGCGACUCCAGGAAGCACGAACGCCAUCCUUGUGAUGUACGAAGAUGACUCUGAGGACUGGGCUGUGUAUCUGAGGACGCUGUUUUCCCAGACCGUGGAGGGAGAAGGGAUCCUGCUGUACCGCCUGGGGGGCUUCUCCCUGAAGCACCUGGAGUUGUUAGGCUUACCCUCUUACAGAUGCAAGCUUCUGAUACUAUCCAGCAGCGUGCUUCAAACCCUCACACCACAGAAGUCUGAGUUUCUGGAGAAGGUGCUGGACUCGCCGGCCAGUGUGGUCACACUGCUCUGUGGGCUCGGGAGUGCGGCCCCCCUGUACAAGUCCCUGAAAAUCUCCCCCGGGAGAUGGGAGCUGUCGACCCGGCAGGAGCCCGAGGACUAUGUCUCCGUGAUCAGGCACAUCUUGUCCGGAGAUUCUGAAACCUACCUUGAGGUCAGCGUUUCUGCAGACCAAAGAGUGAACAGUCCCGAGAAAACAAGUGAGAGAAAUGAAACCGAAGCCUCGUCAGGACCCUGUGGUAGUGCUGCAGCCCUGGCCACGGUGCUCCCUGCUGAAGUUCCGUGUGAGAAUCCUGGUGAGAUAUUCAUUUUCCUGAAAGACGAAGUGGUUGGUGAAACGGUGGAGGCUGAGUUUAUGUCACAUGAUAGGUGCAUUCGAGCCCGGCUGGCCCUUUGGGACAAGAAUGUCUGGUGUAUGAAAGCCCCAGAUUUUCCUGCUGGGUCAGUCACCGUCCAUGUCUAUUGUGAUGGAGUUCUGACUGCCACCACAGAGAUGAAAUAUUGCUCAUCAGAAGUGCCAGCUAAAGCAGCAGACCCAGGAGGGGGUUUCUGCUGGAAUGACAUUGAAGAGCUCGAUGGCAUUUUUACAUCCAUAUUCAAACAAGAAAUACCGUAUUAUGACUUCCACUCUCUUCAAAGUGAAAUUUGCCCUCAAAAUGAAUAUACGAACACCAACGAGCUCCCAACUCUUCUCCACUGUGCUGCAAAGUUUGGCUUAAAGAAUCUGGCUCUUCAUCUGCUUCAAUGUCCAGGUGCAAACUGGGCAUUGAAGGUGAAAAAUACAAGUGGAGCAGACCCCGCUCACAUUGCUAAGAAGUACGGGCACGAAGAACUCGAGAAAAUCCUUGGAGACUUUUCAAUCCAAGAAAUUAGUGGAAGUAAUGAGCAAUUAAAUGACUAUGAAGAGGACAGAGUCUCACUCUCUGCACAUUUUCCCUCCUCUGAGAAUCCAGCCUUGCACCCAGGAAGCCAGAAGACGCCCAGGCUGAGUGAGGACCUCACCGAAGCCACCGUGGGGACAGGGGAGGGACCAGAUCCUGGGCCAGAUGAGGAGGUGCUGCUCAAGGAUGCAGAGGAGGUCAGCGAGAGCUCAGAGGACCCCUACGAUGACCACCUGUACGUGUUCAUCACUGGGGAGGAGCCCAAGCCCACUGCGGAGCCCCCCGCCUGCUGUGCACCCCCGCUGCCCCCACCACGCUCAGCCUGUGCGGCGCUGCCACCUGAGAAACCUCGCUCCCCCUCACAGGGCACAUCCGGGGAAGGCCACCGGGAAAGAAGUCACAGCUGGGCAACACAGGCAGCACGAGAUGAACCCAAAGGAGAAGAAAAGAAAGUGGAUGGAAAGGAGUGGCAGGUGGAGGAGGAUCCUUACACCUUCGAGGAGAUUGAAGACAGUGAGUACGACAUGAUACUGUCCCAGAUGAGCGUCAAGAGGAAGCCUGGAAGCUGGUCUUUCAUUGUCAACAGACCUCCCGCCCCGACGCCGCGGCCCACCAACGUCCUUGCCAAAGAGGAAACCACACCUUAUAUCGCCCAAGUUUUCCAACAGAAGACAGCCAGAAAACAAUCCGAUAGUGACAGAUUCCAGAGUCUUCCGAAGAAACCAGAAAAGGCUCGGACGGAGAGCCCGGCUGUAUCCAUUCCAAGGCGCUGCCUGGAGGCGGGGCAGGAAGAACUCAUCCUUCUCCAGGAGAAAGUCAAGAAGGGAAAGCUAUCUGUGGAUGAAGCCCUAGAGAAAUUCAAACACUGGCAGAUGGGAAAGAGCAGUUUGGAAUUGAUUCAGCAGGAAAAGCUACGUCAACUGCGGUACACCAUUAUUGGGGACAGGCCAGAAGAAGCAAAUGUCUAUGAAAAACUCACCAUCGUGCACCACCCAAGUGGGACCGCUGCUCGCAAUGAAAACAUGUUAUACAGCAUCCCACUCAGCAAUAAGCCUCCUGCUCCACUCCAAGUUGAAAAGGAAUUUGGUGUCUGUUGCAGGAAAGAUCAUUAAAGAAGGUUAUUAUAAUGAAUCUCACGACUGCAGACAUUGUGCUUUCCGGGAAAAGCAAGCUCACAUUUGGAUUUUUUCUAUACUGCGAAUUCCUGAAAGCAGAAGGCCUUGGGAUUUGGGAAUCUGUAGUUACCACAAAGUACUGGCGGUAUGCUUGCCUCAAGCAGUUCAAUCUGUGUUGAAAUCGCCUAUCAGGGACCAACAGCAUUCUGUGACAAUGCUUGUAUUUUACAAUGACUUUGUCACCAAAACAGCAAGUUCUCAUUUUGAAAAUUAAAGAAAAAUAAGAGCAGAGGAGUUAAAUGCUGUAGCAAGGUGACAGAGCCUGUCAAGGCACCAAACUGAAUAGAUUGCUCCUCUGCUGAGGACAACCAUGACAGUACAAACUCCACGUGUAUUUCUCGGUUAGGGACGGGUCCGCUGUCUGUCUGUAUUUCUUAAACUCAAAGGUUGUAUUAUUUUUGUUAUAUCUUGUUUCCAGAAACCUUCCUAUAUUGAGCUCCUAUCUGCAUGUAACCCUGAAAAAAACUUGUUCUAAAAUUUUUCUGUCCUUCGAAUUAAUAUGCAUUUCCAGAGCUUAUUUUUUCAUUAGAAAACUCUAAAAUUUCAUCUAUUUAUUUCUUAGAAACAAUUUACUAGCUUGAAGUAGAAUGCAGUUUUAUCAUAUUAUUAUUUCCAUGUAUAAAUACUGCAAAUAAAGUGUUUAAAUCUG
Cavia porcellus (domestic guinea pig) is the source of this 3399-nucleotide messenger RNA. RefSeq names its product B cell scaffold protein with ankyrin repeats 1 (gene Bank1). The transcript has 17 exons. Gene Ontology annotation, molecular function: signaling receptor binding; protein tyrosine kinase binding. Gene Ontology annotation, biological process: negative regulation of B cell activation; B cell activation; negative regulation of phosphatidylinositol 3-kinase/protein kinase B signal transduction. NCBI's taxonomy places the organism in Eukaryota, Metazoa, Chordata, Mammalia, Rodentia, Caviidae. The coding region runs from base 396 to 2687 and encodes 763 amino acids. The record is from RefSeq and is a predicted model, not a curated record.